Messenger RNA from Mercurialis annua (annual mercury), 1827 nucleotides. RefSeq lists its product as uncharacterized. The coding region runs from base 1 to 1827 and encodes 608 amino acids. Lineage: Eukaryota; Viridiplantae; Streptophyta; Magnoliopsida; Malpighiales; Euphorbiaceae. The record is from RefSeq and is a predicted model, not a curated record. The transcript is spliced from 8 exons.
AUGUACAAUUACAAAGAGAAUUUGAGAAAGUCUAGCUUUGAGGGUAGAGAUGUGGUGGGUCAGUUUUAUCACAUGGCUCAGAAGAGUGAUUAUGUGCACUGGACUCUUGCUGAGGAGGAUACAGGUAUGGUGACCCACCUUUUCAUGGCUCAUCCCGAUUCAGUGAGGCUACUACGUUCGUACUACUGGAUUAUCGAACUUCAUAAUUGCAUAUGCAAUUAUAUGAAGGAUGAGACUGAGGGGAGCUACAGAUGGGUGUUGGAGAGACUGAGGUGCUUGAUUGGGGACCAUAUUCAUCCGAGUGCUAUUCUUACUGAUCGGGAACUGGGGCUGAUCAGACCAGAUGUAGAAGAUAGGGUGUACAGAAUAAGUGGGAAAAACAAAGAAUUUUCUAAAAUUUUCAAGAAUAGUACCUGGAAGAAAAUUAUCACAGCGCCAACUUCGCAACAAUAUAACAUAGCUGUGGAAGCCUUCAGAGAUCGGUUUAAAGUUUUUCUAGGGUUGAUAGAGUACAUUGAGGAGACUUGGUUGGUGCACAGAGAGAAGUUUGUAUCCUGCUGGACGAACUUAGUCCUACAUUUUGGAAACACCACCACGCGUAGAGUGGAGAGCGCACAUGCUCAGCUAAACCAGUGGCUCAACUCUAGCACCGGUGCUCUGGACACAGUCUGGACGAAGGUCGACAAAGUUAUAGAGUCACAGCUGACAGAUAUCCGCAAAACACUUGAGGACUCCCGACGGACUAUGGGCGUCCAUCGACACGGUUUUCCAUUUGAUAAGCUCUCUUGCAGAGUGUCUCAUUACUGUCUGGAUUUAAUAUCGAAAGAACUAAAGCGUAUGCGAGAAUUGAGUACUGAAGUCUAUGAUUGUUGUGGUUGUGUGCUUAGAUCAACACAUCAGAUCCCCUGUGCAUGUAACCCGAUCAGUCUGGAGAGUAUUCACCCGUUUUGGACGGCAUUUGUUAUUCUCGGCGAUGGGAUGGACACAUGUUUACAUGCUGAUUAUGUUGGUUUUCGGUCGGAGGAACAUCAGUAUUUUCACGAGAUCUCUAAGGAUCCUUCAAUGUUGCGUGAUAUUUCUCGUAUUGUUCGCGAGCGACUUCACCUCGAAGACUUAGGUUAUAGGGAACCAGAAGUAAAGACCAAUGUCAGAAGUCGACCAAAGGGGAGCAAAUCAACUAAGCGAGAUCCGAGUCAUCAUGAGUACAAGGACCAUGUACGUGGUCGUCUUAAGUCUUCCCAAGGUAAGCAAAACCCUGCUUCCACGUCAGGAUUCAUUUUGCCAUUCGUUGAAGAACUUGUGGACGUGCGUGGGGACGGCAACUAUGGAUUUCGCGUCGUGGCGGACUACAUAUACGGUGACCAGAAGAUGUGGGGACUGACUAGAAUGAACAUUGCAAACGAACUUGCCGUCCACCCUUUUCAAUAUGAUGGUCUUUGCGCUGAUGGGUUAGAAGCGGCCAUUACACGUAUUAGUUGGGAAGGGGGAUACUGCGGCCCUCGCAACUGGAUGCAGGUAUUGGAUGACUUGUUCCCUAUUGUCACUCUUUUCAAUGCAUCUGUUAUUUACAUACAAGGCGGGACGCUACCAGAGAAGCGGUUCCGUUCAUGUACUGUUCUGCCUUUGCAUUCCACUGAGGUCCACUCACGACCAUUGAAAGAGAUAGUGAUAUUGUAUAUUAGUCGACGCGCUCACUUUGUUAGGUUGAAUUUACAGGAUAAUUUUCCUGUCCCACCAAUUCCCACCUUGUGGUUCGACCACAGGGACUAUAUUGUUGCGUUUUGGCAUACUUUAUAUGGUUGUAGGAGAGAUCAGUGGAUAAAUUGA